UCCGUCUGAAUUAUCUUUAGGUUAGUUCCUGUACAAUACCAAUCAUUUACCUCACAUCUCGUGUCCAGCAUGGAGGAAAGGUGCCAUUUAGAUAAAGGUCGAGUAGGACUGUCUACACUCUUAGUGACAUUUUAAAAGAAGAGACUCGUUGAAAUGUAUUAUCAUGCUGUGUUUGCAUUCUGUGUUCACACAGUAGCUUAUGAAAGAACUUCUUGGCAUGUGGCUAUCUAGUGUGACAUAAAAACUGAUUACAUGCUUCAUUACAGAGCAACACUUAGGCCUUUGUGGUGCGCAUAUCUAUGUGACACAGCAGAAAGAAAGAACAGUAGCAAUGGCAAAUCAAAUGGCAAAGGUCAAUUCAAUCAGCCCUUUAGUUUGUGACUAUAAAUUAUUUCCUUCCUUAAACUUUAAGUUAAGCUUAAAAAAAAAGGAUAAAUCCUAUGUCAAACAGCUCAAAAGUGCAAAUAAAUAGAAAAUGGUCCAAAAUUGCUUGUGAUAUUUAUUUAGCUAAAGCUAUUUUUUUUCCUCAAUAAUAUCACAAAAAAUAUUCAAUUUUCCAAAGCCUUGGCACCCAUUAAAGAUCUGCUAUUCUGAAGUUAGAAGCAGACAACUGUUCAAGCAAAAUGUCUUUCUUAUAUUCUUUUGAGCUUAAAUGAGAACAACAGCAUGACCAUGAAUUGCACAACAUCUCUCAAAAAUCUGCGGUCAGACACAUGAUAGAAAAUCAAAGAGAGUGAGAGACGGAGAGAGACAGAGAUCAAAAUCCGGUACAUCCAUUGAAUGAUUGGAACAUAUAACAAGAUGCGCUUGCCAGUGUCAUUCUAUGUGUUGUAUAUGUUGAGUGUGUUUCUAGGGUUUUUGUGUGUGAUGUUUGUGUGCCUCUGGAGUGGGAUCUGGAGAGGAGGAUUUGCUUGGAAUGGCUCUUUUCUGGAGUUUAACUGGCACCCAGUCCUUAUGCUGACAAGCCUGGUAGUGCUGUACGGCAAUGCCAUAGUGCUAUACCGGGUUCCUCUCACCUGGAGCAGGUGGUGGUGUAAGCUGACACAUGCAGGGCUGCUGUUUGUCGCAAUGGUGUUCGCAAUACUUGGCUUGUGUGCUGUCUUUGAUUUUCACCGUACCUACAACAUCCCUCACCUGUAUUCCCUUCACAGCUGGACUGGAAUCUCCACAGUGGCCCUGUUCACUUUGCAGUGGUUUGUAGGUCUGGGGGCCUUCUUAUUUCCCUGGACCCCUGUGGCAUUUAAAGCCCUCGUGAAACCGAUCCAUAUCUCAAUGGGCAUGGCGAUCUUCAUCCUGGGUCUCAUUUCCAGCCUGUCAGGGAUCAAUGAGAAACUACUCCUGACACUAAACGGGAAUAAUGGAAGUAAUACAGAACCAUAUACAGCGUUGCCUGCUGAAGCUCUGUUUGCAAACUCAUUAGGUAUUUUGGUUGCAAUUUUUGGAUUGGUGGUGCUAAAAAUUCUGUUCAAUCAGAAAUGGAAGAAUCCAGAGUUUGAGCAUGAGAGCAACAGGCCUUUGAUGGCAGAUGCAAGAUGAAGACUGAAGCAAACAAGAAAAAGGAAGAAACAUGCAGACUAUCACAAUUUAUCAUGCAAAUUACUUCCUGAUUCCUUCAUUUUAAUGAGCCAAACUAAUCAGCUGAAGGGUUGGUCUGUAUUCUGUUGCAAUAAACUGACUGCUGUCUGUUCAUCUAUUAUAUGCUGUAUUUUAUCUCGGCUGCAAAUAAACAAUAUAUCAUGUAUUAAUUAGCCCACUGAUUGUCAAUUUAAUUGAUAUGUAACAGUCAAUGUUAGAGAAAGACCUCCUCUGGUUAGGAAGAUAAUUGCAAGACACCAAAUAAAUAAA
Messenger RNA from Xyrauchen texanus (razorback sucker), 1845 nucleotides. Its product is annotated as lysosomal membrane ascorbate-dependent ferrireductase CYB561A3. The record is from RefSeq and is a predicted model, not a curated record. Gene Ontology annotation, cellular component: lysosomal membrane. Gene Ontology annotation, molecular function: oxidoreductase activity. Bases 781 to 1536 code for a protein of 251 amino acids. Lineage: Eukaryota; Metazoa; Chordata; Actinopteri; Cypriniformes; Catostomidae. The transcript is spliced from 6 exons.